UGAAGACAUAGAACGAACCUGAACAUUUGCAAAAGCUUAUUCAUACCAAACGGAACUUGUUAAUUCAUACCAAACGGAACUUGUUAAUUUCGGAAGAAGUAAAAAAAAAAAAAACAUGGCUAUCGAGAUUAAGAAUAACAUAUGUUUUUCGGUUUUAAAAGUUUUCCUCUUGAUCAUUUCAGAUAUGAGUCCAGUUAAGUGUGCCAGCUACUGCUACUACAGAUACUAUUAUAGACGCACAGCAUACCACUGUUACUACUACUACUACUAUUACUAUUACAACAGUGGGGAAAAUUCGGCAGGCACGAUUACCGGGACUGUGGUAGGCAGUGUUAUAGGAUCUAUCUUUUUCAUCGCCAUUGUGUUAUUUGUCUGCAUCAAAGUCUUUAAAAAGACAAACCAUGUUCGAGUAAUUGUCCGGCCAGCAAAGACGACCGUCUCCUACAUCAAUACAAGUAGUAAAUCUUCUGAAGAGUUUUUCUUUUAGCAUCCAAGUUCGCAUGCUUAUGGGGAAUAUGCAGGAUAUCAGCAUCUCUCUAAUUCCGUCUAUCCAUCUCCGUACCAAACAUAUACCUCCCCUGUAUUUACCAAUGUGAAGCCCUCUCUCAGAAGUGUGAAUGUUGUGAAAAUAAAUUUGACUGAUGAAACUCUGUCGUCACCAAUGAUUUUAUUUGUACAAUGAAUAGGAUUUAGAUAGAUUCUGUGAAAUAGUGCAUUUUACAUCUGUUAGGAAGAAAGAUUAAUUAUUAUUAUUAGGGUUUUCCGUCUUCAGCGGAAGACCCUUCUAUUCUAUUGUUUCUUUUUCACUUUUCUUAUUAAGGCUUUCAACCUUCCUGUGGAAAGUCCUAUUGAUAUUGUUCUGUUUAUUAUUUUCCUGCCGUAAAAUUUUGUUUUGCCAUAAAACUUAUCGAAAAACUU
This is a messenger RNA of Ostrea edulis (European flat oyster), 918 nucleotides long. RefSeq lists its product as uncharacterized. The transcript has 3 exons. Bases 116 to 487 code for a protein of 123 amino acids. Lineage: Eukaryota; Metazoa; Mollusca; Bivalvia; Ostreida; Ostreidae. The record is from RefSeq and is a predicted model, not a curated record.